AUGGCUUCCAUAGCGAAGCUCGCGUCGGCGUCAAGCCGCAUUACUCUCCUCGCCGGUUUCAUCGCCGUCUCUGCUCUGAUGCCUUCUGGGUGCUGGGCUCAGAGCACCAUGAACACGACGUUCCACAGCAACUUCCUCGAAGGCGACAUCCGCGUCGUCGUGGGACCCAACCGUAACCAGAUCCGCGUGCAGGCCUACAUGCCAGACUGGGCUAAGGCGGUCACACCCAAGCAAGAAUACAUUGUGGAGACUUACCUUUUCCCAUCCAACAACGGCACCACCGUGACGGAGCAGCAGGCCAUCCCCGCAAACCUCGCCCAGAUUGGCAGUGAAUGCACAGAGACGGACAAUGGGAAGCUUCGCGGAUACAUCUGCUCCACGGACGAGGGAGCUGACGUCACGGUGGCGCAGGCGUUUGGGAGUCCGCCGGUGGUGAAUGGCGGCGGGACGUCGGUGGGGUUUCUCUACACGGAGAUGUUUGUGCGCCAGCCCGCUGGCUCCACCAUGCGCCUCCCCUCCGUCCGUGUCGAUCCCCUGGCCAUGAAGGGAAUCGGGUACAUCAUGGUGCCAUCCAAGGGACCCGCUCCUCUCCCUGGGACCUUUGACGCCAUGCCCUUUAUCGCAGGCAAUGACAGCAAGGCGUCGCUCGCAACUACCCCGUUCAGCAGCAACACAGUGCAGACAGUCGCACCCACCGCCUUCCCUGGCCUCUCCAUGAGCGCUCCGGCCAACCAGUCGCUCACUCUCAAUGCCACCAUCAUUCCCCCGGCUGCCGCUGGUGCUGCUGCUGGUGCUGCUCCGUCCUCAUACAACAUCUCCCUCUACAUCAGCAAGGACGCGCUCCCGGUACGUCUUUCUCUCUCUCGAGGUGAGUUCUGA
Messenger RNA from Closterium sp. Naga37s-1, 879 nucleotides. Lineage: Eukaryota; Viridiplantae; Streptophyta; Zygnematophyceae; Desmidiales; Closteriaceae. The record is from the annotation of a GenBank genome assembly.